This is a messenger RNA of Moneuplotes crassus, 735 nucleotides long. NCBI's taxonomy places the organism in Eukaryota, Ciliophora, Spirotrichea, Euplotida, Euplotidae. The record is from the annotation of a GenBank genome assembly.
UUGAAAAAUUAAAUUUCAAUCUCUCUUGAACAAGAAUGAGCAUGAAGAACCAAACUCUCGUGAGUAGCCCUAAAGAGGGCUAUGCUAGCUAUAUUCUGAUGUGUAAGAAAGAGGCACAGGCUGGUCACUCUGUGGGCUAUUGAUUGUCGAUUUUAAUAGUUUUAAAACAAGUUGAUGAAAACGAGGAAAUUAGAGUAAAUUACUCAAAUUCGAAGCAGAUUUGGUAUAGAGCAUUCCCGAUAGAGAUAUUAAAGGGAUUCUUGCUGGAAAAACAAGGGAAUUAUACUUCUUUGCUAUUUUUAGAACCCUGAAGAAAUGUAGUGAUGAAUUUACGCAUAUUUUCUCCAAGAAUUUUGCAUCAUCUACCCUGAAAUACUGCAUACUUUAGUAUUGAUUGUUUUAAAGUUCCAAAAAAAAUUUUUCAAAAAAUUAUGACAAAUUGUAGAGCCAUGAAGGAAGUUAACUUUACUGACUCUCACAUUGAUACAGAAGGAAUUAGACUUGAAGAAGAUCUUAUACUAAGGCUAAUAUACUUAUAUUACAACCGAAGAAAGGACAGACACAGCUUGAGUAAAAGAAAGAGUAUAAGGAACUUGAUGUUUAUGAUAGAAUCCAUAUCAAAUGGCUUCUAAAUAGCCACUAUUCACUGAAAAUCACCAAGCUCUCUUCGAAUUACGCAUUUCCUUCCAAGUUUUCUCUGAACAAUAAUCACUAAAAAUAAUUAAAACAAUAAUC